Messenger RNA from Fundulus heteroclitus (mummichog), 671 nucleotides. RefSeq names its product HD domain containing 3 (gene hddc3). The record is from RefSeq and is a predicted model, not a curated record. The transcript is spliced from 4 exons. The coding region runs from base 35 to 574 and encodes 179 amino acids. NCBI's taxonomy places the organism in Eukaryota, Metazoa, Chordata, Actinopteri, Cyprinodontiformes, Fundulidae. Gene Ontology annotation, molecular function: guanosine-3',5'-bis(diphosphate) 3'-diphosphatase activity.
UCCGGACCCAGUACAAAUCGGACCUCUGUUAGCCAUGAAUUCAGAAGUGAUUUUAAUGUUAGAAACUGUUAAUUUUGCUGCUGAAAAGCAUCGUAAACAGCGACGUUUGGAUCCAGAGGAAACGCCGUACAUUAAUCAUCCGAUCGGAGUAGCAAGAAUCCUCAGCUAUGAAGGAGGAGUCACAGACAUUGAGGUUUUGCAAGCUGCUCUACUCCACGACACCGUGGAGGACACAGACACCACCCCGGAGGAGCUGGAGGCCAAAUUUGGGCCGAACGUAGCCCGAAUCGUCCAGGAGGUGACGGAUGACAAGGGUCUGCCGAAGCAGGAGAGGAAGCGCCUGCAGGUGGAGCAUGCGCCUCACUGCAGCCGGCAAGCCAAGCUGGUCAAACUGGCCGACAAGCUGUACAACCUGAGAGACCUGAACACCAGCACGCCUGUCGGUUGGUCAGCUGAGCGGGUCCAGGAGUACUUUGUUUGGGCCGCCGAGGUGGUUAGAGGUCUAAAAGGAACAAACUCAGUCCUGGAGAAUAAGCUGGAGGAGCUGUUUCAGCAACGAGGGGUUCAACUCUGACUGGACAGCCUCGCCUUGACGGAGAACAGACUGUUUACAUCACAAAUAAGAUGCUGUUUUGUUCAUAAACUGUGAAAAUAAAUCUCAUUUUUCAGUA